Mesorhabditis spiculigera is the source of this 213-nucleotide messenger RNA. NCBI's taxonomy places the organism in Eukaryota, Metazoa, Nematoda, Chromadorea, Rhabditida, Rhabditidae. The record is from the annotation of a GenBank genome assembly.
AUGAACACUGUGGUCGCGGUGUUGUUCGUCUUCGUUGGCCUCGCCACCUCGUGCUCGGACUCGUCGUCUAACUGCGCCAACUGGAGCGCCAACGGCUUCUGCUCGUCCACCUUCUACACCACCGCACAGAAGACGUCGUACUGUGGAACGACAUGCGGACUCUGCAGCGGAGGCGGUAGCUCGAGUACGACGUGUUCGGAUACGUCCGCUAGG